This is a messenger RNA of Tripterygium wilfordii, 2100 nucleotides long. RefSeq names its product probable FBD-associated F-box protein At1g32375. Gene Ontology annotation, molecular function: protein binding. NCBI's taxonomy places the organism in Eukaryota, Viridiplantae, Streptophyta, Magnoliopsida, Celastrales, Celastraceae. The record is from RefSeq and is a predicted model, not a curated record. The transcript has 3 exons. The coding region runs from base 340 to 1752 and encodes 470 amino acids.
UGACGGUCUGAGUUUGGAAAAAGCGUGUAAUGACCAAAGUGACCUCAUUGAAAGUCCAACCAAACUUACCAUGCAUGGAAUCCCAGACAGGGCCACAAUCCAAGUCCGAACACUUGCGGCGUCCGUUACAAAUAUCACCUACAGACUCCUCCAGCACACGUGGUGACCGUCGAUUGGCUCAAUGAUGUUAACUCUGUUGGCACCAACUCAAAUGUCCGGCGUGAAUGGCAGCCCGGCUCCUCACAACCACAAGCACGAUCCCAAGAGCAUUCCACCUCCAGUUUUUAUAGUUCGCCACCUGUUCGGUGAAAUUCCCCACUGACUGGCGGAUUACUGAUCAUGGACUCAAACGACCCUGAGACUGCUCGAGAAGGACGUAGGAGGGGAGACCAUGACGUUGAUGUGAGAGACAAGGUUGAUAAGCUCAGUAGUCUGCCCAACCCAAUUCUUCAUUGUAUCUUCUCGUUUGUUCCCACCAUCGACGUUGUCAGGUGCAGCCUGCUAUCGAGGAGAUGGAGGUAUUUUUGGACCUCAAUGCCUUUCUUAGAUAUUGACCACUGCUACUUUUGGUCACCCCAUAUCAAGUUUGGAAACCAAUUGGAGUUUGGAGUGAAAUUUACAAACUUUGUGACAUCUGUAUUAAUGUUCAGAGAUGGUAGUGAUAUUCAGAGGUUUCGAUUGUCGAGUUUUAUCUAUUGCAGUAAGUGGGUCGACAUGUGGGUUACUGUUCUAAUGAGUCACAAUGUUAAGGAGCUUGAUUUGACUGUUUGCCCUGAGGAAUCAAUGGUGUUACCUCAGUGCCUUGCGGAUUCUGAUCAUUUGGAAACGUUGAAGUUGAAUUUAUUCAAUCAUGUUCUUGUAAUGCCUAGACCGAUGAUGGGUCGUUUUAGUAAGCUCAGUUCAUUGCAUCUUAUAUCCGUUAGAUUUCCUGAUAGUAAUUCGGCACGUAUGCUUUUCUUGAGGUGCAAGCUUCUUGAGCAUUUGGUACUGGAUAGGUGCAUCUAUGAAAAUAUGAGAGUGCUCAUUAUACGUGCAAUCAAUCUGAAGACUUUAACUAUUGACAAUGUUGGAAUGGGCAAUGAUGACUCGACAAAAACUGGACUCAAGAUUUUCGCACCCAAUCUCCUUUCACUCAAGGUGAUGGGUCCUAAGGCGUGGGAUUAUGAUUUACAAGACACAGCCUCCUUAACCGAUGUGUGUGUUCAGUUAUUCAUUGGCUUCAAGACUAGACGGGAGGGAGGCAUUAGUUGCCCAAUGUAUAAACUCUUCACCGGCUUCCAUAGCACAAAAUUUAUGAAGCUACAUAUUGAUUUAUUGCAGUUUUAUCUCCCAAAGAUUAAUGCACCAGAUUGUUUCCCUGCUCCAUUUCAAAAUCUGGAGUUCGUAAAGCUUUACACUGGAGCAGAUAAACGCAACCUGGAAUUUAUAUUGCAUUUGCUUCAGCACUCUCCAAUGUUAGAGACCCUUGCAAUCGAUUUCAAGGAAUGUGAUAGGAAUAAUCGCUGGGAAUCAGAGGACAAGGCUGUUGCAUGUUUGAUGUAUUGUCUCAAAACCAUUGAGAUAGGCAACUUUGAAGGGCAAGAAAACAUCCUUGAGUUGAUAAGGUUUUUGUUAAGGAAUGGGUGCUUGCUUGAAAAGAUGACAAUUACUUGGUCCUUGAAUGUGGAGAAACCGAUGGAAAUAAUCGAAAAUGGGUUGGCAAUAAUGGCGUUUCCAAAAGCCUCUUCAGAUGUUUCCAUAACAUUUCUUUAGGUUUUGGUUCUUGGGCCAAAGUAAGUGAUUCUGAUAUACCUAAUGUGCUUGAAGCUUUUGACCUUACUGUAACUAUUUGAUGUACAUGGUUGGCAUGGCACCCCUUUUUUGUGGUGCCCUAUUAACAUUAUUUCCCUUUCAGUUUAAAGGCCUUAAACUAAGAAAAUAGGAUUACAUGUCAUUGUAAUUUUUGUUUAUUUUUCUACUACAGUUCUGCAAUUACUACUUUUCCUGUAAGAUUCCCAUUACUGGAAAAGUUGGUUGUUAUAUAUGAACUUUAGUUCUAUAAAAUGAAGAGGUAGAUAUGAAUACUGGAAGACCCUUUUUUUUUCCCAAAAGUAAGGGUUU